GUAAAGACAGAACGUUCACGUUAUGCGAAAGAAUUACAAAAAUAUUGGCAGGGAGUUAUCAAGGAACGCGAAAAAGAGAACCUAGUGCCUGCUGUUGCAUCUCCAAAUCUUGAACUUAUCAAUUUCUGUUGUGACGUUCUUCGUGAACUUGAAAAUAACUCUUGUGCUCAUAUAUUUUAUAAAUAUGUUGAAAAGGAGGUUUUCAGAAGAGCAAAAGACGAUGCUGACACAGAAUCUUCUGUCAUCAAAACCUUCCUACGAACAAGGUCGCGCAUGUCGUUAUCCUCAACGAAUGAUCCUGUCCUACAGGCAAUUUUCGAGAGUCUUCUACCUUCAAGAUAUCGCAUCCUAGAACUUUUCGUUGGUAAUGGACGGCGUAGCCAACUAAAACGUCGUAAAACUUUGAUAAUCCAUAUUGGUGAAGUAAAAAAUCCAAAUUAUGUAACUAAACCACUAAAACCAAGUCGUCACCUCCACCAAUACCGUCUCCAAAUAAAGCUUUGCCUCAACCUCUUGAAAUCAUCUUUGAAAGGACAAAAUAUAUCAAUUCCUUCACUUAAUAAUAAUAAUUCUACAUCGAGUCAACAUAUUCCUA
Molecule: messenger RNA, 595 nt
Organism: Funneliformis geosporum
Lineage: Eukaryota; Fungi; Glomeromycota; Glomeromycetes; Glomerales; Glomeraceae
Source: the annotation of a GenBank genome assembly